This is a messenger RNA of Nymphalis io (European peacock), 1333 nucleotides long. Its product is annotated as RIB43A-like with coiled-coils protein 2. The transcript is spliced from 10 exons. The coding region runs from base 41 to 1183 and encodes 380 amino acids. The record is from RefSeq and is a predicted model, not a curated record. NCBI's taxonomy places the organism in Eukaryota, Metazoa, Arthropoda, Insecta, Lepidoptera, Nymphalidae.
UAUAUUUCAGUUGAGCUGGCGUUUUUAUAAUAUUUUUAAAAUGUUGAAGUUACAAAUAGCAAAUGCCCAAGAUCGCAAGGAGGCUCAAAACAGAGAGAGAAGACGACAAUGUGAAUUGGAAAGAAGGUCCCGGAUUUUCAAUGCAAGAAAUAGGAAAAUCGGUGUUGAUCUACCAUUCUUGGAGCGUCAGGUGGAAGAGAAGCGCGCUGAACGAGGUGAGCAAGAGAGGAAGAACUUGGCUUUCGCUCAGCAGAUGAUCAAGGACAGUAAUCUUGCCGUUGUCCUCGAGGCCAGGGAGAGAGAAGAACGCCGUCGUAUCGGUGUAGAAAUAGACGAAUUCCGUCAGAAGUACCAACGUAAAGAAGAUCGACGCGAAUUCGAUCUUAACAAUCCUGAAGCAUUAAAAAUGCAACUACCGCCUAGACAAUCUGACGGCGAACCAGUGGGUAUGUCCAGCGCACAAAAAUUCGAAGGUGAAGAUCUUGAAUACGAAGAACGUAAAAAGAUAAUGGCAGCUCAGAAAAAUGCGUGGCUUGAACAACAGGUUCAAGAGCGUAAAGCUGCCGAGGAGGAACGCAAGAAAGCGGAAGCAGCAUACAUGAUGGCAAUAAAGGCUAGAGAUGCACGCGCAGGAGAUCUUGACAAACUGGAGCGAGAGUGUCGUUAUCGUUUGGGUCAGGCAAACUUGCGCUACAACGAAGCAUUGGCAGCCGAGAAGAAACAAUUAGAGCAAAUAAUGAAAGAACAGGAAGAAGCUGACAAUGCCGCGGAAAUGUACAACAAUCUCACUUCAGACAUGCUCACUGAAAACCCGGACGUAGCUAAGAGUGCUUUGGGGAACAAUAGAGCUAUCGGUUUUAUGUAUAAAGGUAUGAACCAUGAGGAAUUGAAGAAAUUUUACGCGGCACAGAAAGAACAGAUGGCUGCAGCUAAGGCAAAGCGUGAGGCAGAAGAAAAAAUGGAGGCUGAGUGGCAAGCUUUAGCGAAGUCCAUACAACGAGAGGUCGCAAGACAAGACAUUGAGGACCAGAGGAAGAGGAGGGAAAUUGCACGCCAGUUGAUGGAAGAAAAUCAAUUACUCGCGCUUCAGCAGAAGGAGACGGAGAAAUAUUUCAAGCAAGUCGUCUACAACAACACGCCGACCGACGAUUACUAUUCGCAAUUUAAUACAACUACUAGAUAAAUUUUGCCAUCAGUGUACGAAAUUUGGCGCGAGUCGUAUUGGACCAUAAAAUAAAAAAUUUCAAGAAAACUUUACAACGCAUUUAGCUGUUAUUCAUAAACAUAUUCAUUGUUUAUGUAUAGUGGCAUUUUGGCCAUGCUUGUUGACCAC